This is a messenger RNA of Paramecium primaurelia, 381 nucleotides long. NCBI's taxonomy places the organism in Eukaryota, Ciliophora, Oligohymenophorea, Peniculida, Parameciidae. The record is from the annotation of a GenBank genome assembly.
AUGCCAGAAAGGGUAUAUAAAGAAUUCAAAUGUACUCCUAUUUAAUAGAUGAAAGGUAUAAAUUUAAGUCAAUCCCCUCAACAGCAAUUUAUUAAUUCUUAAUUAUAAAGUGAGCUUGAAUAUAAAAUACAAAUAGUUCUCUAAGUAACAGCUUAGAGAGGAAAACAAUAAUUUACAAAAAGAUAUAAAAGGAAAAGAAAUUAUAUUAGCUUAUUGAAGAUUAAUCAAUUAAUUAUCGAAUUAUAUAAAAAUAAAGUGAAGAAAUAUUGUUUAUAAACACCAUAUAUAAAGAUGUAAUGGAAUAAUGAUGAAUAGUUAGUUACAUAAAUUUAAUCAUAUUCAGUAACAAAUAAUUAAUUGAUUGUUUUUAUUAAUUGCUGA